ACAGUGCAGUUGCGCGUGUAGGUGGCUCCGAUCGCGAUCAACCAGGAGCGAAUAUCACGAUUCGAAUUAUUAAUAUACUCCAGUGCCAGGCCAGGAAGACGAAAGUGAGUGUGAGAAAUAAAAAGUAUACUGCAAAUCCACCGGGCAGCAUGUCAGCCAACGAUCCGUGGAAUGGGCGGAAAGUGUCUGCCGAUCGGACCAAAGGAGCCCCCUUCUCGUCAGGUCGGCCGUGGAUCGCCGUGCUCGCCCUGCUCGGCGUGUUCAGUCUGACAGUGCUGCCGAACGUCGCUGGCCACCCAAGGACCGAUGCAUUCGAGGGACCAUCGAACAGUCCACCCGUGGCGGCGUUUCAAACAGACCUCGCGCCCCAGCAGCCCAACAAACAAACGCCAACGACGGCGACAGGUAGGGCCACGGUUCGUCGUGGCGUACGUCCGUACCGUGUCCACCAUCACCGGUCCGGGGUCGUACGAAGCGGGCGCAACAUCGUCGGCUACACGCUCACAGAACCGUACUCUGUUGCUGCCGCAGGCACUCCACGUCGACAGCAUCGUAGCAAAUCGAUCGAUCGAGGUUCACCAGGAAAGCCGCGUGUGUACGAGAACUUGCAGACGGGUACGAUCAUGCUGCCCCCCGGGGGCGGAGCGGUUCUGGAACCGGAUCAGAACCGAACGUUACCGCUCAACACGCUCCAGGAAGCAGCAAUUCACCAAAGCCUCUUAGCGACUGCUGCACGCAAACGAGCUAGUGCACGGCCACAGCACCAGAGACACCUCCAACAGCAUCAUAACCACGGUGCGAAAGGGACCUCGGCCCACGGUAAACGCCACGGAACGCAGCAAAAGUUCACCGUGAUUGAUGGGCUCUGCAUCAAGUGUCCCCCGGAGCGGACGGCGAUCGCCCGGAAGGGUCUCGAUGGCGUGCUGAUCGAACCACCGUUUCUGGUGACGUGUCGCGAUCGGCCCAUCUCGAAGGAACUGUACGAACUGGAGACUCUGUUCGGGCCCAAGCUGAACUUUGUCCUGCCACACUCGAACGGCGAGCCGUACAGCUUUCUGGCGAAGGUGAUCAGCAAGUACACCGGCAACACGGUGCAAACGUGCGAUCUGCGGUACAAGGUCAUCGUAAAGCAGUGCCGCCGCUACAAGCCUAGAAACCGCGACCUGAAGGUUAUCUGUAGCCUCGGCAACAUCUGGGGCUCCCGGUGUACGUUCCACUGUCGGAACGGUGGCUAUCUGAGCCGCCCGAACUCGUUCGUCGAGUGCAGCGAGGACGAAGUGUGGGAAGGCGACGAACCGUACUGCAACUUCAACGAUGUAUCGGACGACUACGCAGCGGAUGCGAGCCAAGGGGAAAUUUCUUCCGGAACCGAUUGCCAGCUGGACAUUCCGCCUGCUAAUGGACGUUUUGCGUGUGAUCUGAAGGAAGCAGAAAGUGGCUCUGUCGAGCUGUCCAUCCCGAACGGGACUGCGUGUCAGGUAAAGUGCGAUGAAGGCCACGAGAUUCCGUACCACCUCAAGCCGGCAGCCUUUUUCGGGUGUGUCGAAGGACAGUGGAACAAUACGAUGAGACACUUUUGCUACAAAUCCGCAACAAUCGUUGCCGGAAGCGGUGGAAACAGUCAGCGCCGAAGAGGUUACGGCUAGGAUGGUCGAAACAGCUCACUGUCACUCAUCAAACCUAAACACCUAGUUAUGUGUAAGAUACAGCACACAUCCGGUAGCUACCGAAAUAGAUAGAUGAUUUUGUUUCAAAAAAGGGAAUUGCAGUGGAUCAUUGCAUUGUGUAGGAUAGGUUCACCGCAUCAGAUCUGAAAUAAUGUAUGAGAUGAAAAUUCAAAAAUCCUUAUGGCUGUUAAGAAGGCUUAUGGUUGCGGAAGGAAAUCCGCGGAGGACUCCCACCUUCGGAGGAGCAGAAGAAGGCCAGAAACUAAAACGCGGCGGUAAAGAAAAGGUGCCAUAGUUGAAACGUGCACUACGCAAGUACUUAACGCUUAUCACAUUGCAGCCGCGUGCGUAACACUGCGCUUAACAAAGCUUAUCGAAACGAAUGAAUAUGCGAGCCAGUAUUUCUUCUCGGUUUGUUUCUGAAGGAAACGUUCGAAAGAGAACGAACGAAAGAGUGUAAGAUAACCGGCAAUCUCGCUCUCGUACCAGAACUGCUGGGCCAAAACUAAGAACGCAUCAUUAAGGUUCCUUAUUUCUCGUUUCACUCACAAUGUAUUCUUAUGUUUUGGUUUUUCACUUAACGAAUCUAACAACCAUGCGAGGGAACAGCGCGAAAAAACGCUCUGUAAUAGCUUACAAAUAAAAUGGCAGCGAGAUACAUUCGAUUAGGAUUGAGCUUUCAAGCAGCCGCCGGUAGAAAAAGCAUAACCCCCAUUGUACUCAUAGUUGCUGCAAAGAGAAACGAAUAAAUAAUAAAA
Messenger RNA from Anopheles cruzii, 2425 nucleotides. RefSeq lists its product as uncharacterized. The transcript has 7 exons. NCBI's taxonomy places the organism in Eukaryota, Metazoa, Arthropoda, Insecta, Diptera, Culicidae. The coding region runs from base 150 to 1646 and encodes 498 amino acids. The record is from RefSeq and is a predicted model, not a curated record.